Messenger RNA from Nerophis lumbriciformis (worm pipefish), 2373 nucleotides. Lineage: Eukaryota; Metazoa; Chordata; Actinopteri; Syngnathiformes; Syngnathidae. The record is from RefSeq and is a predicted model, not a curated record.
AUGAUGGGCAGUGACCUUUCCAUUAUGACGAGGAGAUGUCUUCUCACUUACAAACCAUUCAGGAUUUUUGUGUUAGGGAUUGGUUUCUUCAGUAUAUGCUUUCUAAUGACCUCUCUUGGGGGCCAAUUCUCAGCCAAGCGACCCUCAGAUUUCCCUUUCACAACGCGAGCAGAAGUUCUCGGUGGUCAAGAAUCUCGCGCCCUCAGAAAAAUCAGUAAUAUGCUGGAAGUCAUCAUGAAGCGGAUGGACGCGCUGUCUAGACUUGGUAACACCAGUGAAACGCACAAGUUGGAUGAGCUUGCCUCCGUCCUUGACAGAAUUCAGCCAAUAGGUCUGGUGGAGCGGAUCCAGGCCAUUGCCCAGAACAUGUCAGACAUGGCUGGGAGGGUGGAGCAGAUUCUACAGCGCAGUACUGCAAGUAAAAGAGUUAGGCAAGGAACAUUCGGACAGUGUGACAUUCCUAAAGACCCUCAUUAUCCAGACUGCCCCGGCAAGAUGGAUUGGAUGCGUGCCCGUUGGAACUCUGACCCGUGCUAUGCUUUUUAUGGAGUCGACGGUUCAGACUGCUCCUUUCUCAUCUACCUAAGUGAGGUGGAGUGGUUCUGCCCCCCACUCACCUGGAGGAACCAGACUGUUACACCCACUUUGAAGCCUCCACCCAGAAAACAAGCUGUUUUCCGGUUUGACACAGGUGCUCUGCUGGAGCUAGUGGGCACCGGGAAAGAGUCGCUUAACUUCAUGAAAAGACGCAUACGUAGGCUGGCAGCACAGUGGGCUUCUGCUGCUCGACGACUGGAUGACAAACUGCGCAGUCACUGGAGGGACGAGAAGCGGAUUCUUGUCCACGUGGGAUUUCUGACAGAAGAGUCCGGUGAUGUGUUCAGUCCAAAGGUGCUGAAAGGGGGUCCGCUGGGUGAGAUGGUCCAGUGGGCUGACAUCCUCACUACUCUUUAUAUUCUUGGACACAACCUGAAGAUCUCUGUUUCUGUCAAGGAGCUGCAUGGGUUUUUGGGAGUCCCACCAGGAAGAGGCAGCUGCCCUCUGACCGGCCCUCUGCCCUUUGACCUCAUCUACACAGACUACCAUGGCCUUCAACAGAUGAAGCAGCACUUGGGGCUGUCACUGAAGAAGCACAAGUGCCACAUCCGUGUGAUUGACACUUUUGGCACAGAGCCAGCCUACAACCACGAGGAGUAUGCCACUCUGCAUGGCUACAGAACCAACUGGGGCUACUGGAACUUGAACAGCCAGCAGUACAUGACCAUGUUCCCUCACACCCCAGACAACUCUUUUAUGGGCUUUGUAGCAGAGGAGCUGAAUGACACCGCGAGACUGAACAUCCAAAAGAACAAAUUGAACAACAUGGCAGUUGUCUAUGGUAAAGAGGCCAGCAUGUGGAAGCUUCAUGGCAAGGAAACAUUCCUGUCCAUCCUGCAUCGCCACAUGGAGAUCCAUGGGACUGUGUACUAUGAAGCACAGCGUCCCCCAGAGGUGCCCGCCUUUGUGAAGAAUCAUGGCCUUCUGCGUCAGCAGGAACUCCAGCAACUCCUCAGGAAGGCCAAGCUCUUCAUUGGAUUUGGCUUCCCGUAUGAAGGGCCAGCCCCUUUGGAAGCCAUCGCCAAUGGCUGUAUCUUCCUGCAGCCCAAGUUUAGCCCUCCUCAUAGUUCUCUCAAUCAUGAUUUCUUCAGAGGAAAGCCCACCUCCAGGGAAGUGUCCUCUCAGCAUCCCUACGCUGAGCAGUACAUCGGCAGGCCACACGUCUUUACGGUUGAUUUUAAUAACUCAGAAGAGUUUGAUGCAGCCAUCCGUGAAAUCAUGAAGCUCAAUGUGGAGCCUUUUUUGCCAUAUGAGUACACGUGUGAGGGCAUGCUGGAGAGAGUCCAUGCCUAUCUUCAAAACCAGGACUUUUGUUCUCCUGAAGCUCCAUUUCCUCCAGUAAACUCUUCAAAGAUCUGGCAGGGCAGCCCUCUCGCUCCUUUCAUGCUGCUGCCCAACUCGAGCAUCCUAACUUGGGCCUCUAACAUCACCUCCUACACGUCCUGGCCCCCCCUCAGCGCCCUGCAGCUCUUGGUUUCGCUGCAGGGCGAGUCAUGUGUGAAGGCCUGCCAAGACGUGGGGUUGAUCUGCGAGCCUGCCUUGUAUCGUUUCAUCAACAUUAAGGAAGCCUUCAAUGCGCUAGACUUCCAAUGUGCGGGGCUGGAGUCAGAGAUGAAUCAUCUCUUUCCCGCCUUCUCAGCAGAACAUGCAGAAUGUGGCCUGCAGCAGGACCCUCUGCUCUUCAGCUGUGCAGGUGCUAGCAUCAAAUACCAGCGCCUCUGCCCCUGUCGAGACUAUCGAGAUGGCCAGGUGGCCCUGUGCAGCGACUGCUUGUGA